GUAAACACUUCAUGAAGCACGAGUCAGAGACAGAGAGCGGAAACGCUGCUUACAGCUUUUAAUGAAAGUCUUGCAUUUACGGAUAAAUUGCAUUUUAUUCCCAGUCUAAGUGGAAUUUAGUCCUGAUCACUGAAGGCAUGAAUGCGUUAACCGGAAAGGUUUUGCUCAUGCAGAACUCCCGAGCCUUGGUGCAGGCUGUAUCACUCAUUCGCUCACCUGCAUUAAAGCAACCAGUGUCUCCAGGUGUCUUUGUGUCUGAGAGACAGUACAGAUCCAUGCCUACACAUGGGAUCGGCCGAUAUAAGUAUCUGCUUCCAAAGGAGACGCAAAAGAGGAAGAAGGAAAAAAUUCAGAUGAAGGAGAUCAAGGCAGCAACAGACACUGAGUACGGUGUGCUGAACAUGACUGUCUCCGGCUAUGACAUGACCCUGGUGGAACACUACGCUCAGUACGUCCAUAAACUCUGCAACCGACUUGAUAUCAAAGUGAAUGAAAGCUAUGCCCUGCCUACUAAGAGCACUGAAGUCAUGGUCAUGCCUGAGCAGGGCACCAAGAUGUACGUCGAUGCUAUACUCAGAACUCAUGAACGAGUAGUUCAGAUCAGCCAACUGAAAGCAACGCUGGCUCCUGUGUUAAUGGAGGUCCUUCUCAAAAACCAACCAGAGGGAGUUCAGCUCUCCAUAAACGAGCACACUGAGGCAGAAUACAAAGCCCGCUUUAAGGCCAGACCAGAACUCGAAGGACUUCUAGCACAAAUGAAUUAAAAACUUCAUAUUUGGAUCUAAAGAUGGGAUUUUUGUGUUAAUAAAUGUGUGUGGAUCUGUACUGUA
Molecule: messenger RNA, 830 nt
Organism: Hemibagrus wyckioides
Lineage: Eukaryota; Metazoa; Chordata; Actinopteri; Siluriformes; Bagridae
Gene: mrpl48
Product: mitochondrial ribosomal protein L48
Exons: 8
Coding region: 138-764 (208 amino acids)
Cellular component (GO): mitochondrial ribosome
Source: RefSeq, a predicted model, not a curated record